AUGGGCAUCUCCGGCUUCCUGUUCAUUUCCUGGCGCCUCUUUGAGAUGAUCACAUUAAUUCCCAUUGUCGGAAUGCUCUCGUGGUUCGUGCACGGCUACGUCGAAUCCAACCAACUCACGCCGACCCCAAUCCUCCUCCUCUUCAUCGUCUCCGUCCUAGCCCUAGCUUGGGUCUUCUUCACCUUGAUCGGCUACCUGCGCGCCCGCCACGACGCCUUCUUCGUCGCAGCCGUCGAUCUCGGAUUCUUCGCCGCCUUGAUCGCCGCCGUCGUCGUCCUUCGUGGAAUCGCAAAGGCAAAUUGCUCCAAUUUCGAGACGGMAGACAUCUACCUCGACCUGGGCGUCUUUGGACAAUAUGGUCGAGAAGGAAGUGGCAGUCGCUGGGGAUUGAACAUCAACAAGAACUGUGCGAUGCUGAAAGCAAGUUGGGCACUCGCCAUCAUCAACAUUAUCGCUUUCCUCGUGACCUUUUUCUUCGCCCUCCUAGUACACCGCAACCACCGCAACGACGAAAAGGUCAAAGUCGUDCGCGAAACCCGUGAGAUCCACCACUCUCGCCACGGACACCGUCGUUCGGCAAGCAGAGGAACUGGCAGAAGCAGAAGUCGCGGGGAUGAAUACAGAUCCAGCAGAGAUGGACGCAGGAGCAAUCAGCAGCGCUCAAGCAGCAGAAGGCAAUACUACGUUUAA
This is a messenger RNA of Ramularia collo-cygni, 690 nucleotides long. RefSeq lists its product as uncharacterized. Lineage: Eukaryota; Fungi; Ascomycota; Dothideomycetes; Mycosphaerellales; Mycosphaerellaceae. The record is from RefSeq and is a predicted model, not a curated record. The coding region runs from base 1 to 690 and encodes 229 amino acids. The transcript is spliced from 2 exons.